Messenger RNA from Rhineura floridana, 4486 nucleotides. RefSeq names its product WD repeat domain 59 (gene WDR59). The record is from RefSeq and is a predicted model, not a curated record. Gene Ontology annotation, molecular function: protein binding. Lineage: Eukaryota; Metazoa; Chordata; Lepidosauria; Squamata; Rhineuridae. The transcript is spliced from 26 exons. Bases 509 to 3355 code for a protein of 948 amino acids.
CAGGAGCGGCCUGGAGCUGGCCAGGAGGACUUUCUCCCGCGGAACUCUCUGGCAGAGAGAAAGUGGGUCUUCCCAGUAAGCCCGGCUGGGGGGGUGGAGGCAUUGCGCCGCACCGCUGCCCUUGGCUUACGCAGAAGCUUGGGAAGCGAGCGCGCCCCCCCCCCGCUGAAGUCAGCGCUCAGUCGCGUCCUAGAACAGAAUGCCUUGAGGAGGUCGGAAUGUGAGACUCUGGCCAAGGCACCCGUCUUGGCAGCCCCAAAUCCCGGGCACGUUUACUCAUGCAAGUGGGCAGAGGUGGGGGACACACGGGACAAGGGGACCAAAUUCUCAAACGUUGGGGUGCCUGAUUUGAUGGCUGCCUGUACCUGCACUUCCCAGUUAUGCCUUUCUGGGUCCCUUUGUUGUUGUUAUGUGCCUCUGAGUCGACUACAACUUAUGGCGACCCUGUGAAUCAGUGACCUCCAAGAGCCUCUGUCAUGAACCACCCCGUUCAGAUCUUGCGACUGCGAUGUCUGUUGACUGUUUUGGACAGCAUGCAGUCCUUUCUGGGCGCCGCUUCCUCUACAUCGUUAACUUAGAUGCACCUUCUGACGGCCACCGCAAGAUCUCCCGUCAGAGCAAGUGGGAUAUUGGAGCUGUGCAGUGGAAUCCACACGACAGUCACGCACACUAUUUUGCUGCUUCGAGCAACCAACGAGUUGACCUAUAUAAAUGGAAAGAUGGUAAUGGGGAAGUUGGCCCUUCCUUGCAAGGGCACACGCGUGUGAUCAGUGAUUUGGACUGGGCAGUGUUUGAGCCAGAUCUGCUGGUGACCAGUUCAGUUGACACGUACAUCUACAUCUGGGAUAUCAAAGACACCCGGAAGCCUACUGUCUCUCUCUCUGCAGUUGCUGGAGCCUCUCAGGUAAAAUGGAAUAAGAAAAACGCAAACUGCUUGGCAACCAGCCAUGAUGGGGAUGUGCGUAUUUGGGACAAGCGGAAACCCAGCACUGCUGUGGAGUACUUGGCAGCCCAUCUCUCCAAAAUCCAUGGCCUGGAUUGGCACCCAGACAAUGAGAACAUUUUGGCCACAUCCAGCCAGGACAACUCCGUCAGGUUCUGGGAUUACCGACAGCCCCGAAAAUACCUCAACAUCCUGGCCUGCCAGGUUCCAGUCUGGAAAGCCAGAUACACGCCUUUCAGCAAUGGGCUAGUGACAGUGAUGGUGCCCCAACUGCGAAGGGAGAAUAGUCUUCUCCUCUGGAAUGUCUUUGACCUCAACACGCCGGUUCACACUUUUGUAGGGCAUGAUGAUGUUGUGCUAGAAUUCCAGUGGCGGAAGCAGAAGGAAGGGUCCAAGGACUACCAGCUGGUCACCUGGUCUCGGGAUCAGACACUACGGAUGUGGUGGGUUGAUUGCCAGCUGCAACGGCUGUGCUCCAAUGACCUCCUGGACGGGGUGGAGGAGCUCAUCGAUGGGAUUUCUCUCCUGCCAGAGACAGACAAGGCCCUGCCUGCCCAACACACUGAGCCCCAGCAGAACCCCGGCCACGGAGAGGAGGAAGCCUUUAGAGAAGAUGCCCAGAAAAUCCGCCUGGCAGGGAAAAAGCUGGACCAUCUGGGGCUGCCCCAAACGCUGCAGCAGGAGUUCUCUCUGAUCAAUGUGCAGAUCCGAAACGUCAACAUGGAGAUGGAUGCAGUGAAUCGUAGCUGCACGGUCUCAGUGCACUGCAGCAGUCACAGGGUCAAGAUGUUGGUGAUGUUCCCUGCGCAGUAUCCCAACAAUGCCGCCCCCUCCUUCCAGUUUGUCAAUCAGACCACCAUCCCCUCCACUAUGAAGGCCAAGCUGCUGAAGAUCCUGAAGGACACGUCCAUGCAGAAAGUGAAACGGAACCAGUGCUGUCUGGAGCCAUGUCUGCGCCAGCUGGUCUCCUGCCUGGAGUCUGUUGUGAAUCAAGAGGACAGCUCCUCCAGCAACCCUUAUGCACUCCCGAACUCCGUAACACCACCUUUGCCAACUUUCCCCAGGGUCUCCAAUGCCUAUGGCUCCUAUCAGGAUUCCAAUAUCCCAUUUCCACGCACUUCUGGAGCCAGGUUUUGUGGGGCAGGGUACUUGGUGUACUUCACACGACCUAUGACAAUGCACCGCGCAGUCUCUCCUACAGAACCAACUCCCCGAUCCUUGUCGGCACUCUCAGCCUACCAUAGUGGUCUCAUAACUCCCAUGAAGAUCCGUACAGAGACCCCUGGCAACCUGCGCUUAUAUGGUGGGAGCCCCACACGCAACGAGAAGGAGCAGGUCUCCAUCAGUUCCUUCUACUAUAAGGAGAGGAAAUCCAGGAGAUGGAAGAGCAAGCGAGAGGGGACAGAUGCUGCCAACCGGCCAAUCAAAGCCGCCGGGAAAGUGAUCAUUCAGGACGUCUCGUGCCUGCUCCCUGUCCACAAAGGGCUUGGGGAGAUGUACAUACUGGACGUGGCUGACAUCCAGGAGACCUGCCAGAAGAACGCUGCCUCAGCCCUGACGGUGGGACGCAGGGAUCUCUUGCAGGUCUGGUCUCUGGCCACGGUAGCAACUGACCUCUGCCUCGGCCCAAACUCUGACCCUGACUUGGAGACCCCCUGGGCCCAGCAUCCAUUUGGUCGCCAGCUCCUGGAGUCUCUGGUGGCACACUACUGCCAGCUCCAUGAUGUGCAGACUCUGGCCAUGCUGUGCAGCGUCUUUGAGGCCCAGUCAAGGCCACAGGGAGCCCUGAUUCCUGUGGGACUCUUUCCUCAGCGCACCUCCAGCCACAGCCGUUAUCCCAGCUUUACCUCCUCAGGCUCCUGUUCCAGCAUGUCGGAUCCUGGACUUAGCACCAGCAGCUGGAACAUAGCCACCAAAGAGCUGGACCACACACCCCUCUGGUGUGAGUCUUCCCCAGAUGACUUCCGCUUUGGGAACUUGGCAUACACUGACCAUCGAGAUCGGGAGAAGGACCAGCAUGACAAGAACAAAAGGCUUCUGGACCCAGCCAACACCCAGCAGUUUGAUGACUUUAAGAAGCGCUACGGAGAAAUCCUUUACCGCUGGGGCAUGCGAGAGAAGCGGGCCGAAGUUCUCAAGUUUGUCUCCUGCCCCCCUGACCCUCACAAGGGGAUUGAGUUUGGGGUCUACUGCAGCCACUGCCGCAGUGAGGUGCGUGGCAUUCAGUGUGCCAUCUGCAAGGGCUUUGCGUUCCAGUGUGCCAUCUGCCAUGUGGCAGUGCGAGGCUCCUCCAACUUCUGUCUGACCUGUGGGCACGGAGGACACACCAGCCACAUGAUGGAAUGGUUCCGCACCCAGGAAGUGUGUCCCACUGGCUGCGGGUGCCACUGCUUGCUGGAAAGCACCUUUUGACCAUGUCCUCGGAGCCUGGAUUUCAGCACACGAGGUCUCUGUUGGGUCACUCUUGGGACGCGAAGAGGCUGCCGUUCUCCCAGGUUGUUUCUAAGAGGGGUGACCAGUUGUCUUAGUUGCUGAUGGUAUGCGGCGUUCCGUCUGCAGAAGGCUGAGUGGGAUGGUUUGUGGCCCAGGAGCUUCUUGAGGGCUUCCUGCCUCAGCAGGAUUUUCCUAAAGUGCCAAGAAAGAGACAGCCAGCUCUUUGCAAAAGACAAUCAUUGGAGAGGACUGGAGGGAUUGAAGACCUUACAGCCUAGAGAUGAGCAAUGAAGCAAAUGCAUCUGGUGGAUACUUGAGAAACGUGCAGCAAACUGGGAACCGGAUGGGUCGCAUUAUGAUCCAUUCCCUCUCCCCCUGAACUGCCAUUUCUUGGCCUCAUAAAGCUGUUUGUAUAUCAAAAUAAACAGAGAGAGCUUCCUAUGCAAACAAGGGGGAAGGCACGGUGUGUCCCUUGGGCCAGGGCACUGCAUGAUAUUUGCCAGGAGCAUUGACUAGAAAACUUCCGACUCUCCUCUGGCGGGUGGUUUUCUGCUCCUUCUUUGACAGACUCAGAUGUAGCUUCAUUUCCAGAGACUGACGGGCCAGAAUGAUUUGCCCCCCGUUUUUCCCUCCUCCCCCCUUUUUCAAAGACUAUUAUUUCUGGGCCUACCUCAUUGACUGUUUUCUUGGCUGUGCCUCUUGCACUCCUUCAAGGACUGGCAUCCAUUGCAGGACUAGAAUUGCCAACUUGCCAAGUGUGGAUUCUGUAAGAGAGGGCCUCAGAUCCCCAGGGAGCAGCACCAGCCAUUGCCUUUGCAGCAGGCAUUUGAAGACUCAAAUAUCCUCGUUUGUUAAUUCGGAAAUGCGUUCCAGCCUGGAGGAGUGGGCAAAGAAAGAGGCUGUUCUUCUGCCAGCAGAGGGCCAAAGACACCUUGGGGUUUGGGAUGUAAACAGGAGCCUGCACUGCGUUCUCCUCUCUUGGGCUUGGCCCUUCACGCUAGCUGAGCCCAUUAAGAGCUCAGACACUGCCUACAUGGUUCUUUUCAAGCCUUGUAGUUCAGGAAGUGGAUUUGUGUAUAUUCUGUAAUAAAAUGAGAACAUUUUAUAAAA